Cicer arietinum (chickpea) is the source of this 1888-nucleotide messenger RNA. RefSeq names its product dof zinc finger protein DOF3.6-like. Gene Ontology annotation, biological process: regulation of DNA-templated transcription. The record is from RefSeq and is a predicted model, not a curated record. Lineage: Eukaryota; Viridiplantae; Streptophyta; Magnoliopsida; Fabales; Fabaceae. Gene Ontology annotation, molecular function: DNA binding; DNA-binding transcription factor activity.
UCAUUAGAUUCCACCAUGUAGACUUGAAAAGACAUGUUGCCACACACUUAUUCAAGAGAGAGAGAGAUAUACGGUGUAAUCAUAACUUGUUAUUCUCUCCCUCUCUCUUCCAUGCAUGGUAUCCACCAUCCCCUUUUUAAGAACAAAAUUUUACAGACCAACCCAUUAAAAAAAAGAAGCUUAUAGGUUAAGAAACUUCCUCCACUAAAAACCCUAAAAAAUAUAAUAAAACAAAAAGAGAUGAGAAUAUCAUGAGGGAAUAAGCCCAAAGUAAACCAAACUAAAGCCUCUUCUUGCUGCUUUCCUCCUCCUCCUCUCCUCCUUUAAUGCUUUUUUCCCUUUCUUUCUCUUCUCUUGUAUUCCCUUAUUGUGAUUCUCCACCAUCAUCAAACUUUAUAAAAGAAACAUAAAAAGGAUUUUCAAUACCAUGGUUUUCUCUUCUAUUCCAGGCUAUAUAGAUCCUCCCAAUUGGCACCAGCAACAAAACCAUCAUCUUCAAGGAAAUGGAAGUGAUAACAACACUCAACUCCUUCCACCUUUACCACCUCAAGUGGGAGGUAGUACUGGCGUUGGCGGUGGUAAUAUUAUCGGCUCGAUCAGACCAAAUUCAAUGGCAGAUCGAGCUCGUUUAGCAAAAUUACCACCGCCAGAGCCAGCGCUAAAGUGUCCACGAUGUGACUCAACCAACACUAAGUUUUGCUACUUCAACAACUAUAGUCUCACUCAACCUCGUCACUUUUGUAAGACAUGUAGACGUUAUUGGACAAGAGGGGGUGCACUUAGAAAUGUUCCUGUUGGUGGAGGGUGUCGUAGAAACAACAAGAAAAACAAAAGAAGCCGUUCAAAAUCACCUUCAACAGCUACAAACUCUGAGAAAUUACAAACAACAAGUGCAAAUAUCCCUUCUUCUCAUCAUGAGAUAAUUGGUCAGUUACCACCACAUCAAAUUACAAAUCUACCCUUCAUGGCUUCUCUUCAGAAUCUGAGUCGUUAUACAGUUGGAAACAUGAAUCUUGGUAAUUUGCAGCAACAACAAGAAACAGAUCAUAUGGGGUUUCAAAUUGGUUCUGUUUCUGCAGGUAAUAAUAAUAUUGGAGUUGAACAACAGUGGCGUAAUUUGCAGCAAUUUCCAUUCUUGAAUACUUUUGAAUCAUCAAAUUCUGCUGGAAAUAAUUCAUACCCUUUUCAAGGAGAAAGUAAUAUUGAAGCUUCAGCUUCUGUAUUUGUUGGAGAUACAGGAUCGAAUUCUAGGGUUAAUAAUAAUACUCAACAACCACCAGUUAAAAUGGAAGAAAAUGGAGGUUUGAAUUUGUCAAGAACUUCACUUGGUAUCACUGAACAUAACCAACAAUACUUUUCAUGGAAUGAUCUAUCAGGUUCUUCAACUAAUCAUCAUCUCUUGUAACUUUUACUUACUACUGUAGAAUGAAAUAUAAACAAAAAUGAUGAUUCAAAAGUUGAUGUAUAUGAUCUUAAUUUAAGACCAAAUACAUCAACUGUAAUUAUCAUUUUUGUUUAUAUUUUAUUAUGAAAAAAGUAUUGGACAACUCUUUUGACAGAAACGAAACAGAACAGAACAAAAUGGAAUAGAGAUCAGUGAUCACAUCACAACUUCAACUAUGAAUCUCUCAUAUUAAUUAACAAAGGCAUGGUAUGGUAGUAGAAUUGAUGAUCUCAUCUUCUUCUAGAUGUAAUUUCUGGUCAUUGAUUUUCUUUAUUUUUUUUCUUUCUUUCUUUUUUUUAUGGAGUCAAGUAAUUUGUGUACUAUAUAUAUGGGUUUGUUUUAAUUUGUUUUGUAUAACUGUGUGUGCAUGUAAUGUUAUAUGUGUUUUCAAUCUGACUUUGGUACAAAAAUUUCAUUAAGUUUACUUACUUUAUAACACCUAUA